AUGUUCUUCGACUUCACCGACGAGGGCGCAGGCACCGGCGUAGUCAUCCGGCCCGACGGCUACAUAGUGACCAACUUCCACGUAAUACAGGGCGCGAACGACAUACAGGUAACGCUCUCCAACGGCAAGACUUACGACGCCAAGAUAGUGGGACACGACAUCAUCACCGACCUUGCGGUUGUCAAGAUUGACGACGAGAAUCUCGCCACCAUCACAAUGGGCGAUUCAGAUGCCAUACAUGUCGGCGACUGGGUGGUUGCUCUCGGCAACGCAUUGGCGCUGAAGGGCGGUCCCACGGUCACACUGGGCAUCGUCAGCGCGCGCGGCCGCACCCUCAGCACCGAGCGCGGCGACCUGUACGAUCUCAUACAGACGGAUGCCGCCAUCAACGACGGCAACAGCGGCGGUCCCCUCAUAAACCUUCGGGGCGAAGUCGUGGGCAUCAACACCGCCAUAAUACGCCGCGCCCAAGGCAUAGGAUUCGCCAUCAGUUCCACCGCCGCAAAGCCGAUAAUCCAAAGCCUCAUUGAGCACGGACGAGUCGUCAGGCCCCUUAUUGGACUCACGGGAGCGGAUGUUACCCCAGCCCGCGCCAACCAACUCGGACUCAAUGUUGACGAGGGCAUAAUCGUCACCCGCAUGACGCUCGACGGUCCCGCCUACGUCGGGCGGCAUCCGCGUGGGCGAUGUCAUCACAAAGCUCAACGACAUCCCCACCUCUGA
This is a messenger RNA of Geodia barretti, 723 nucleotides long. The record is from the annotation of a GenBank genome assembly. NCBI's taxonomy places the organism in Eukaryota, Metazoa, Porifera, Demospongiae, Tetractinellida, Geodiidae.